AUGGCAUCCGCGACACCGGCUCCAGCAGAACAGGCGCCCCCGCGGCCUCUGUCAUUCGCCAAGGUCGCGGCUUCCGCCAUAAAACCCCAGACGUCGAAAGAUUCUGCUCCAAAAGCGAGGCCGCCUGUUGCGACACCUAGAAUACCUGCCAUCGCCCACAAGGCGCGCUCUAUCCCCAUGAACGGCGAGGUACCGCCCAGAAUUCUCGCGGAAAAGCGAGAGGAUAACGAUGCGAGCAAAAGCGCUGAAAAUGCCAUCUCGCCGCCGGCGCAGCAGACAAGCACCGCCGAGCUAUCGGACACACCGUCCACAGACCCCAAAGGGGAAGCUGUCGAUAGGCCCCAGUCUGCUGCUGUAGUCAAGGUGUCUGUUACCGAGGACAGCAGCACUCAGCUCUCCUCGUCAGAUGGAUCCGGGAAACCUCCCAGUGUUGAUGGAAAGAGUGUUGCUUCUGCAACCACCUUUGCGCUCGACGAGAAGGAGUCUUUGCGCCCAGACGACAGUGCCAGCCUCAGGGCAGUCGAGGAAGAGGAUGUCACAUCCCCACCCGACUCAGUCGUUGCAGACUCCCGGCAGGGAUCUGAUCACGGCGCUGCGCGUGCCUUCCGAGACCAGCUACAUGAAAUAGCGGUGAUGAAUCCUCAACCUAAGCGAGAAGGUCCUCCAGGUCGAUUUCCAACACUAACCAAUGGUCCGCAAACUUUGUACGACCCUAACCAGUCGCUGAACAGCGCAGGGCUCAUGUCGCAGCCUAUGGUCAAUGGUAUGCCCUCACUCAACGGUGUUCCCAACAUGCCCGCCAUUCCAGACGAGAAGCUGCUUGAAGCACUGCGGUCUCCACGCGAUCGUUUGUUUGUAGUCAAGAUUGAACAAGACUUUAUUGAUUUCAUCAAAGAUUCUCGGAUGCUUGCCCACCGUCUUGCGGACUACUAUUUGCUCGGCCACGUGGUCGACACUACUAUGACUGGUGUGAAGAUUACACGAACACCUUACUGUAGGAUCCCACCUCCCGUGUCACAGAUGGUUGAUCCUGCCAAGGGUACCAAUACACCUCCUGUAGAGCUUCCUGCUCGUAAGAUAAUGCGUCGCGACGAUGGAAAAUCAGGUACAAACACUGGAGCUAAUUCGCAAAAUGCCUCAAAGACGACUUCUGAGAUGGGUGGUAGUGAGGGCAGCAAUGACGGCGAAGGCAGCAAAGAUAAAGCCGCUCUAUCCAGAGAAGAGCGUGAGGCACGUUAUCGUGAGGCCCGUCAGCGCAUCUUCGGAAGUGCAGAGAGCGAAGAGCCCGAGGUGGCAGAAAGCAAUGGACCUGGAGAAGACAAAAACAAAGGGAAGGACAUCUCACGAUCAAGUUCCGCUGCUGGAAAGAAGAAGCCCAAGAAGCAGCGUAACUACGACGAUGAUGACUUUCAGGCUCGUUCCCGCUUUAAUGUGUACUACCCGCAACAGUAUCCUGUGGCUACAUACACUGGAGAUAACGCGGUCUACUACAACGGUUACCCAGGUCCUGCACAGAAUGCGCCAUAUGCAACCAUGAAUCCUGGUGCUUCUCCUCCGGCUGCUUUCAGCAACCCGUAUCCGGGCAUGAUGGCCCCAGAGGCGCAGUCGCAGUAUGGUUGGGCUGGUCAACAGUACCAGGCCUCUAACGGGUCAAUGAUGGCGUACCCCGGUUAUGGACAAGCAUCGAAUGGUUACGACAUAUCGGCAGACUUCCAAAGGGGUAUGUCGUCCUUCCAGAGCGCUGGCAUGCCUUCUCAAGUCACUCCGAAGAUGGCCAAUCCGCAAAUGGCAUCUUAUCAAGAUACCUACCAGCAACCACAACACAUGCCUGUGAAUUCUGGUUGGUCACACGCAAAUCAACAGCCCUCAUUCCACAUAGCUCAGGGUGCAUACAAUGCUCAGAAUGGUCCUGGCAACCGCCCCAUGUCCGCACCCCACCAAGCACCAAUGCCUGGGUAUUCCUACGGGCAGUUCGCCUCAAAUGCUUACAAUGGAAAGUCAAAUCGCAACCAGCAUCCUCUUCCAGGAAGCUAUAACCGUGGACAGUUCAACCCACAAACUCAAGCUUUUGUUCCCGGUGGACGUAACAUACCCUUCGGAAUGCAGCAAAAUAUGAUGCAGGGACAGCCUCAGUUAAAUGGGUACGGCGGAUACCAAAUGUCGGCUCAGACUUCCAUGCCUGCUCAAAUGCCUAGACCCAACCCUUCUUCUAAUUCCACACCGUCGUUUGGGUCACCUCAAAGUAUACAGGGCAACAACUCAGCCACUUCCAUGAACCGAAUCGCCUCCCAGACUGGCGAGCCGGGGUCAUCUCAAAGCAGCAUCGCAAAAUAUGGUACACCUUCACAUCUGCCUCCAAAGCCUCCAGCUCCAGCUCCAGCUCCAGCUCCACCGUUUGCUUUGCCCUCUAUGACGCGAGUACCAUCAUCCGGGCUUGCUAACAAUGCUCCUACAAUGUCCACUCGAGGCGGGUCGGGCAACUUCAAUAACAACACGAACCCCAACUAA
Messenger RNA from Alternaria postmessia, 2508 nucleotides. RefSeq lists its product as uncharacterized. Gene Ontology annotation, molecular function: nucleic acid binding. The record is from RefSeq and is a predicted model, not a curated record. Bases 1 to 2508 code for a protein of 835 amino acids. Gene Ontology annotation, biological process: galactose metabolic process. Lineage: Eukaryota; Fungi; Ascomycota; Dothideomycetes; Pleosporales; Pleosporaceae. The transcript is spliced from 4 exons.